This is a messenger RNA of Clavispora lusitaniae ATCC 42720, 849 nucleotides long. It is a transcript of the gene CRC1, whose product is annotated as carnitine:acyl carnitine antiporter. Gene Ontology annotation, cellular component: mitochondrial envelope. The record is from RefSeq and is a predicted model, not a curated record. Gene Ontology annotation, biological process: mitochondrial transport; carnitine transmembrane transport. Lineage: Eukaryota; Fungi; Ascomycota; Pichiomycetes; Serinales; Metschnikowiaceae. Gene Ontology annotation, molecular function: O-acyl-L-carnitine transmembrane transporter activity.
AUGGAUGAAACUGAUUCCGUUUUAGUUGAAAACAUCAAAUCCUUCGCUUCAGGAGGAUUCGGUGGUAUUUGCGCAGUCUUAACUGGUCACCCAUUUGACUUGGUCAAAGUGCGGUUACAGACUGGCGUUUACAACACCACUACUGAAUGUUUGAAAGGAACAUUGGCGAAGGACGGUUUGCGCGGCUUCUAUAGAGGGGUGGUUCCUCCAUUGUUAGGUGUCACACCAAUGUUUGCUGUAUCAUUUUGGGGUUACGAUGUUGGCAAAAAGCUCGUGGGCUCAGUGAAGGGGAAGAAGCCAGAGGAUUUCACAAUUGGAGAAAUAUCUUCUGCAGGUUUCAUCUCUGCUAUACCAACUACAUUAGUGGCUGCUCCUUUCGAGAGAGUCAAGGUAAUGAUGCAAGUGCAAAGUGGCGCAAAGUCUUCAAUGGCCUCUGUGAUUGCUGAAAUGUAUAAAACUGGAGGUUUGAAAUCUAUUUUCAAGGGAUCUGCUGCGACUUUGGCUAGAGAUGGCCCUGGUUCCGCAUUGUACUUUGCGACCUACGAAUACCUCAAGCAAAGAUUGUCUUCUCCUGGAGAGAAUAUGUCGUUGUUUGCCAUUUCCAUGGCUGGUGGAUGUGCUGGUGUUGCAAUGUGGUUGGGUGUUUUCCCCAUCGACACUAUUAAAUCAACUCAACAAUCCUCCAAUACCAAUGUCUCGAUUGCUGCAACCACGAGAAAUAUCUAUGCAAAAGGAGGAAUCAAAGCGUUCUUCCCUGGAGUUGGACCAGCAUUAGCCCGUUCUUUCCCUGCCAAUGCGGCUACAUUUGUAGGAGUGGAGUUGGCGAAAAACUUCCUUGAGAAGAUAUGA